CUUCCUCCUCAUCCUCCUCUAGGUCGCUCGCAUAAAAAGCUCGUCGCGAAAACCGCGUCGUAGUUUUUUGUGGCUUCUAACUGUAGUGCGUCCAACGAGUAACAGUCCUCUCAAGGUGUCGGACAUGGCGCGCGCGAUUCUGAGCGCUGUCGUCUGCUUGUGUCUUCUGCUAUGCGUCGCAGCGAUUGAACGGGAAGGUGUCGAUGACAGUGGGUCACGUCAAGGUUCAACGAGAAGAGGAGGAAGAUUUUUGAGUUUCCUCUUUCCGCAAAGUGUGCAUCGUCGCCUCAACCGCUGGGGAAGACCCGACGUACGGGAGGUCGCUCCGACCGAGGAACAGGUCGGCGACGGGGACGGCGUCGUGUGGAACGGCGGAGGUGCCUCGGCUGUCUUCGUCGAUGCUCCCGGAAGGAACCAGUGGGAAAGGGAAGACGGAUCCACGGGCAUUUUCAGCAUCGGAUUCCCACCUUUCGAACCGUGGUGGAAAGGACCUCACAUCUGCCAGAUCAGGAAUGAAGUGGAAGACGACACGGAAUCAAAUUCCACUCUACCUUUGGGAUUCAAUUUCCACUCGAAGCAAUGUCAAGAGACGGAUACGUCAUUCGUCUGCACAACAAAAAUAAAGAACACUAACGAGAGCAAGACAAUCACUGAGAAGUAUGUCUGUUGCCAUGGCUACCAGCGAAGAAAGGACGGAGGUCCGGGAUGCGCGGAAGUGAACCUGAAGGACAUCAUGACAACCAUGAAGGACAUCGGCGCCUCCAAGUUUGUUGAACUCAUCGACAGCGCGCGAAUGGGGGAGGAGUUCAAGAAGACGAAUGUGACCGUGUUCAGCCCCACGAACAUCGCGCUCAAGGACUUCGAACACACGAAUGAAGUGAGUAACACAGCUGAAGAUAAGCACGCGGAUACAGUGAAGAACCACGUUGUGAAAGGAAUGAUAAUGAGCAGCGACCUCACCGAUGAAAUGGUGCUCGAAACUGUUAAUGGGAGGUCCUCCAUUAGGAUCAACGAAUUCUACAAUCCCGGAAAGGUGUUGACAGCGAACUGCGUACCAGUCGUGUCCUACGACAACGUUGCACAGAACGGAGUUGUGCAUGUGGUGGACGAAACCCUUCCCGCUCCCAGUCGAACGCUGUACGAAAUCAUCAACCAAAAUGCUCAAUUCAGCACCCUGAAGUCACUAUUGGCUACCGCUGGCCUCGAAGAGAUGCUCAAGGAUCCCAAAGGGCAUUACACAAUCCUGGCUCCCAACGACGUGGCGUUCUCCAAAGUCAGCCCGGAAACUCUUCAGAAAUGGAAGAAUGGAGAGUCUUGCAUGAGCAAACUUCUGAGGGGUCACGUGCUGCCUCACGUGAUCUGCACCACUGCGAUCCCGUCCUCCGCUCGUGUGCGCAACGUGGACAACCAGCCAAUCACGAUGGAGGUCGACGGCGAAAAGCUGUAUGCGGAUGGCGUCAGUGUCGUGACACGUGACAUUAUGGGUACCAAUGGAGUUCUACACGUCGUCGACGAACUUUUAAUGUCCCAAGAAAGUAAGUCGUUGAUGCAGACCCUCAGGGACAACAAGAUGGCUGACCUGGUGCACCUCAUCGAGAGUGCCAACAUGACUGCAGAGUUUGAUACCCUGGACAACUUCACAUUCUUCGCCCCUUCGCCUGAAGCACUCAAGGAAGUGUCACUGAAGGAAUGGGAAGACAUGAAAGCCAGCUCCAAGCUAGCCGAGACGUUCAGGUUCCACACCGUUCAGUCAAAGCUUGGUCCGCGAAGCUUCUUCAACAACAUGGUUCUUCCAACAGCUUCUGGACAGAAUAAAAUUCGCGUUAAUGUGUUUCCCAAGGUUUUCAGCUUCGAAAGGCCCACUGUCACCGCCCAGUGUGCCCGCAUCCUCAGCGCCAGCAACCCGGUCUGUGGAGGUACCGUGUACCUUGUAGAUAAGAUUCUCGAACCGCCACAUUCAGACGUUCUAACAACCAUGGAAGGUGCUGGAAAUUACAAGACGUUCCUCAGCUUGGUCAAGAGAGCUGGCAUGGAAGCUCAGCUCAGGGGUAACACAGGCCCCUUCACGGUGUUGGCCCCAACAGAUGCAGCCUUCCGGAGGUUGCCAAAGAAAGUUAUGGACUCAAUCAAGGAUGAUGAGGUGGAAUCGCUCGUCAAACAACAUAUCUUGCCCGAAGUCGCAUGCACGAGCGGUGUCUCACACAACGGCUUCCUCAACCGCCAGGAGUACCGCAGCCUGGAAGGUACGACAGUACCCACCCAGAGGAGCCUGCGCGGCAACGUGUACUUCGGCGGUUCGCGCGUCACCAAAGGGGACACGAUGGCCACGAACGGUGUUGUGCACGGACUGGACAGAGCUCUCAACCUUCAAACAGAGGAGGAAAGAUUUGGUUUCGGUUUCGAUUUCCACCCGUUCUUCAGGCCGCUGUAAAUGUUGGUGUUUUCUCUUAGCCUUGCAACCAUCAUGGAAGCGUCUGUAGUUCCCAAAAACAAUCUAGAGUGCCGCUAGCAUAUUUUGGAUAGCCAGCUGGUUAUAUUAUUAGUUCUCCUCCACGAGUGUCACACACUGCAAACAUGAACACAUCUACUCAGUUGACACACCCGGUAACACCCACAACGUUACAGUUAUUGUGCCAACACAAGUGUUAUUGUUCUUAUAGUUUUGCCUCCUCGUAAAAUGUAUUUGGAAACAAGUGAGAUUUAGUACGCUGUGAUUUACCUUUCGCUUUUUGAGAAUUCCAUGUAAGUCAUCGACUUCGAUCAGCGAAUAUGAUCUAUUUUUAGUGGACGAAACAGUUUGUCCACUUGCCUUCACUCAACUACGGCCCUGGUGGCAUUAUCUUCAAUGUCUUGAUAUUUUGUACAUAUGAAUCAUUCACUUUGAGUCACAGACACAAGUCGCCGUAGAGCAGUACGAUUUUGAUAACGCGUUACGUUUGAGAGUGACGACUCGCAACUAGCGAAGUUGGCCCUCUACGAUGUGGCUUGCAUCGAUUGCUUGGCUCUUCCCUGUGAUGCGUAAUAUACAACGAGUCGCGCGUAUGUGCCUGGUGCAUAAACGAGCUUGAUGCGAUUUUUUUUUUGUGCUAAUCAAUCAUUGUAUGUUAUUUAUGAGAUUGAAUAAAAGGAAGGAAUUUCGGCCUUUUC
Ornithodoros turicata is the source of this 3147-nucleotide messenger RNA. RefSeq names its product transforming growth factor-beta-induced protein ig-h3-like. Gene Ontology annotation, molecular function: cell adhesion molecule binding. Bases 125 to 2431 code for a protein of 768 amino acids. Gene Ontology annotation, cellular component: extracellular matrix. Gene Ontology annotation, biological process: extracellular matrix organization; cell adhesion. Lineage: Eukaryota; Metazoa; Arthropoda; Arachnida; Ixodida; Argasidae. The transcript is spliced from 14 exons. The record is from RefSeq and is a predicted model, not a curated record.